AUGUUUACAAUUAAUAACGAAAAUUUGAUAAAUUUACACCAUCACAACAUUAGAAUUACUGAGCUUGAUUCAUCCUCAGUAUUAGAUAUGACUUCCCAACCACCUCGUAAAGUGAUACAUCUGUCCAAAGUCAGAAUGCUCAACCGUGGCAGAGGUUCCUCAUCUGCCAUUAGGAUAACAAAUAUCAAGUCUAUUAAACCACCAGACCCUGAAGUAGUAAAAAAGCAGGAAGAAGACAAACUAAGGGCACAGUUACAAAAGGAGAUAAUGUCCCGUUCCCGAUCUUGCGCCUACCGUGGCUACACAUGUCAUCUACCAGUGUUAAAUGGGCGACAGCACUGCGCGCGUCACAUUCUUCACGAAUUGGGCGCUCCAUACAAACAGUGCUUGCACACUUACGCUGGUGGGCAACGUUGCAAUAAACCAGCUCCUGCAGCAACUGGAUCGCAGUCCAGAGAUGCUUGGUUAUGUUUUGAACACGCGCGAGCCGCUCUGUACGCACGGCAACGUAGCGCUGCACCGCCACCGCCCGUCACCACUACUGAGACGUUGUUGAACCAACUCCAGCACUAUGUUCAUCCGGAACGAACACGAACAACUUCGUGUGCUUCUUCCGUUUCUGUUGUUAGUGAUCCUAUGGAACAGGAGCAAGUCACACCUCACGCCGUCGAUCCUUUUAAGCAGAUCGACGCAACGGCAGUGAACGCCGCAUAUUCGUCGUCCAUAAUGGAGUGUGCGAGUGCCAGCGACAGCGACUGCGACAGUGUCACCCUGGGCCCCGAAGGCAACUGUCGGGCUGUUCACGAGGACCACUUGUCCGAUGCAGAGGAGGCGCCAUGCGAGUUACAACCGCUUUGGCGAGCAGGUGUAUACACCGCAGAAGAAGCAGUGAGCGAGGCCAAAACGGUUUUGAAGUCCCUGCAAUCAGCCUAUAUAAGGCAAAUGGGACAUUUAAGAAUGCUACUCCAGUCUUCUAGACACCAGUACUUGAAAUCCUUAAAGGCUGAAAAAGAACAGUAUUGUAAUAUUAACACACAAGCUCGAAGCGGCCCGCUGACAGUACGCGAGAGAAGACAGCUUCGUAAGUUAAAGGCUUAUGCUGGCUACCACAGGAAACAUGGUGUCGACGCGGUGCUAGCAAGGAAGUUAUAUCACAAACGAGCUAAGGUGAAUGACACAUCAUCACACCGUCAUAUACCGUCGCAAGGGCGAUGCACAUUCACAGAGGGAGGGGUGCGCUGCUCUAACCAUGUAUUGCCUGCAGCUAAGCAUUGCCUCAAACACAUCUUACAUGACAGGCAUCAAGUGCUGUUCGCGGCGUGCGGGGACCCGCGCGGCUGCGCGUCGUGCGGCGAGCCCGUGGCGCGCCUGCCGCUGCCGCACUCGUGCCGCUACCACGCCGCGCCGCCGCCCUACGCAGUGUUCACGCUCAAGAAAGACGAAUCGGACAGCAACUCCGAAUCUCAUUCAAGUUCCGAUGCCUCCCAGUCAGAUGAUGAUCAGUACUUGGAAGACAAGACGGAGAUUGCAGUAGACAAUUUAUCGAUGGACCCACUACAGUAUGAAUGA
Molecule: messenger RNA, 1569 nt
Organism: Parnassius mnemosyne (clouded apollo)
Lineage: Eukaryota; Metazoa; Arthropoda; Insecta; Lepidoptera; Papilionidae
Source: the annotation of a GenBank genome assembly